Molecule: messenger RNA, 3112 nt
Organism: Baudoinia panamericana UAMH 10762
Lineage: Eukaryota; Fungi; Ascomycota; Dothideomycetes; Mycosphaerellales; Teratosphaeriaceae
Exons: 1
Coding region: 11-2875 (954 amino acids)
Cellular component (GO): cytoplasm; microtubule; membrane
Molecular function (GO): GTP binding; microtubule binding; GTPase activity
Source: RefSeq, a predicted model, not a curated record
UGGUACGACAAUGAUAUCGAGGCUGCUGUCCUCACGGCUCGCCUCCACCACCAGUAACAGGCCCGCCGCAGUGCUCACGCGAGCGGCACGAUCACCACCUACGCGAAAUGUAGGCUCGUUAUAUGAAAGCAGCGCCAUAGCUGCAAGACGACCACUGUCGCACGCUGCGCUGUCCCGAGCAAGCGCCUCGCUUCGAACUGGCCGAGCAUGGCCGCAGCGGAGGAUGUGGCCUUUCGGCAGCAAUGCCAUCCACAACCUCCCCGCAGUCCGACAUGCCUCCUUUGCACGAGCCAUUCCAAACCUGGCUAUGAAGCUCAUCCGAGUUCCUGCAAUGUUCGGCAUGGCGAUGCUGGGCGGCUUGGCAUAUCUCCAGUAUCAAGCAGCGCAAGCAGGCACAUAUGUCAUGGAUGUGUUUGGUAAAGCAAAGGAUGCUGCCUCGGGAGCGGCAAACGGGGUACUGGAAGGCGCAGGUGACCUGGCCGCGCAGCUAGGUAGAGGCUGGGAAAAGACGAAGGAGGACGUCGGAGGCAUACAAAUGCCGCAGUGGAUGCGCGAUAUUUAUGAAGGCAGAGGGGGGCAAGAAGGCGGAAGUGAAGGCGGCAGUGGCGGUCCUGAGGAGCCGAAGCAGGCGGGUGUUGGUGCUGCUGGAGCCGGUGCCGCGACCGCUGCAGCGUUCGCCCUAGACGCUGAAGGCGAGCAGGACGACAGAGACGAAAGCACCGCGGCCAGGGACGAUCAGAUGAUGAUGCUUACACGGAAGAUGAUCGAGAUCCGUUCCUUACUGCAAACCAUUGGGCAGUCAGAGUCUCUGACCCUUCCAUCUAUUGUCGUAGUCGGUUCGCAGUCAUCCGGCAAGAGUUCAGUACUGGAAGCUAUCGUAGGCCACGAGUUCCUUCCCAAAGGCUCAAACAUGGUCACAAGACGCCCAAUCGAGCUUACGCUGGUCAACACACCAAAAGCGCAUGCCGAAUACGGAGAGUUCCCAGCGCUCGGUCUAGGCAAGAUCACGGACUUCAGUCAGAUACAGAAGACCUUGACGGACCUCAACCUCGCUGUACCAGAGAAGGACUGCGUCUCUGACGAUCCAAUUCAGCUUCGCAUUUACUCGCCUCAUGUCCCUGAUCUCAGCUUGAUCGAUCUUCCCGGAUAUAUCCAGGUUGAAGCAUUUGACCAACCGACUGAACUGAAGACAAAAAUCCAGGAGCUCUGUGACAAAUAUAUCCAACCACCAAACGUCAUCCUAGCCAUAUCUGCUGCGGACGUGGACCUCGCGAACUCGACCGCCUUGCGCGCUUCGAGACGAGUAGAUCCUCGUGGUGAGCGGACCAUUGGCGUUAUCACGAAAAUGGAUCUUGUCGAUCCUAUACGAGGUGCACAGAUGCUCUCUGACCGUAACUAUCCUCUACGGCUAGGUUAUGUUGGUGUAGUCUGCAAAGUCCCGCAGGAGUCGAGGUCGCUGUUCUCACGAGGCUCGGCAAACAUCACGAAUGCGAUUACAAGGAACGAAUCAGCGUACUUCAACGCCCACCCGGAAGCCUUUGGACCGAACAGCAACAUUUUGACCGGGACGCCGAACCUACGAAAGAAGCUCAUGCAUGUCCUGGAAGCAACCAUGUCGGCUUCUCUUGCUUCGACAAGCGAAGCGAUCCAUCAUGAGCUGGCAGAAGCCUCGUAUGAGUUCAAAGUACAGUACAACGAGCGUACCUUGAGCGCGGAGAGCUACCUUGCGGAGAGCCUAGAUGCUUUCAAGCAUGCGUUCAAAGGCUUUUCGGACUCGUUCGGUCGCGCCGAAGUUCGCGAGAUAGUAAAGCGUGAAUUGGAUCAGCAAGUACUGAACCUACUCGCGCAGCGAUACUGGAACAGGCCUGUGGAGAGUCUCCGACCGGUUGACCAGCUGGCUGAAAGCAUUCAACAGCCUCUUGCAAGCCUGCCCAAAGCGGAUUCGGAAGACCCAUUAUGGCACCUCAAGCUUGACGCGAGCACGUCUACGCUGACAAAGUUAGGUAUUGGACGGCUUGCUACCACCGUUACGGCACAAGCGCUGCAAGAGAGCGUGCAAAGUCUCAUACAGAACAGCACGUUCUCUACACAUCCGUUCGCCGUGCAAGCCAUCACGCAGGCGUCCGAGAACAUUCUGCGGGACCUCAGCUAUGACACGUCGGAUGAGCUCGAAAUCUGUGUCAAACCGUACAAAUACCGUGUUGAGGUGUCGGAUGCGGAGUGGCGGCGUGGUAGGGCCAACAUUGGAGAGGUGCUUAAGCACGAACUUAAGGAUUGCGAAAGCGCCUUGAAGGCGCUCGAGGAUCAGAUUGGUGGGCGUAGAAAGGCCAGUGACGUCCUCGCUUUCAUCGACCGAGUACGCAAAGGCGACACGGUGCUUGAAGGUGACGGCGUCGGUGGCGCAGGUGGCUUCAGCUCCGCUCUGUUGCAGAAAGGACGAGAGGCGCUCUUUCUCCGCGACCGUGCGGAUAUCCUACGCAUGAGAUUGGCAGCCGUGAAGUCACGGCAAUGCUCGGAUCCGAAGAACAAAUAUUAUUGUCCCGAGGUCUUUCUGGACGCUGUAGCCGACAAACUCACCUCGACUGCCGACUUGUUCCUCGAUGCGGAGCUUUUGAGUAAGUUCUACCACCAGUUCCCGCGCAUCCUGGAGCAGAGAUUCCGGGAUAUGGACGAGAGUACUGUAGAACGCUUUGCCAGAGAGGAUCCGAAGAUCAGACGUCACUUGGACGUUGUGAGGAGGAAGGAGCUGUUGGAGCAUGUGCUGAAGGAGAUGGAGGCUCUGCGGGCGCUGGAGCAGCGGGAAAAGCGGAGUACAGUGAGGAGUGGGUCGACGCAGGAGGAAGGGAGGAGGAAACGAGGUUGGGGCAUCUUUUGAACAUGGUAUUCCGUUCUGGGCGUUUGGUGCUGUGGAGGCGUUGUUUGGUUCACGAGAGAUACCACGAUACUGAGUAUGCUGAUCUUGCUUUAAAGAGAUGCGCUUUCCGCUCACAGCUUAACAAACCUUCACGGCAGCCUUCCAGUUUCUGUUGCCAUUGCCAAACGAAACAUGAGAUUGCUCCAACCGUAACGCAGCUCUUACCAAGAUUUCCAAUAUGCCGGAGAAUGCAAGCAA